GACGCCGUGGUUCUCUCUCUGGUUGUUGUAAUUGUAAUGAAAAGUGAAAAAGGAAAAAAGGGAAGAGAUUGAGAAAAGAGAAAUGAGCUUAACAUCGACGGUAGCUUACGUUGCUCGGCGCGCGGCGCAGAGGGAGAAGGUUCGGAUUCUGUAUCGCCGUGCUCUUAAAGACACUCUCAACUGGGCUGUACAUCGUCACCUCUUCUACGACGACGCUUCAAACCUCCGCGAUAGGUUCGAGCAAAACAAACACGUGGAAGAUCUUGAUACGAUUGAUAGGUUGAUAGCGGAUGCUGAAGCUAGCUACAAUAAGUGGCGCCAUCCCGAUCCUUAUAUAGUUCCAUGGGCUCCUGGUGGUUCCAAGUUUACUCGCAACCCAGCUCCACCUCAAGGGAUUGAGAUAAUUUAUGAUUAUGGCCGUGAAGACAAUAACUGAAACCUUUGAUUUUCUUUUGCCUCUUGCAAUUAAUAAAGAUUUGCAAUCAAAUUGUUCUGUAUUAUUACUAGAUUGUGGAUUAAAUCACCUUUUACUGGUAUGUGAUAAAAAUUGAACAGUUAUGAUGUCGAAAAUAUUUAAUCGCUUCUGAACCAGUUGGUUCUUGUAACCUUUUAUGUGUUAAGCCUUUCAUUGGUACUUGUUAGUGCAUGUUGGGAGUUUUUAAUAAACCAAACUUACUCCAUAAA
Molecule: messenger RNA, 684 nt
Organism: Medicago truncatula (barrel medic)
Lineage: Eukaryota; Viridiplantae; Streptophyta; Magnoliopsida; Fabales; Fabaceae
Product: NADH dehydrogenase [ubiquinone] 1 beta subcomplex subunit 9
Exons: 5
Coding region: 83-436 (117 amino acids)
Biological process (GO): mitochondrial electron transport, NADH to ubiquinone
Cellular component (GO): respiratory chain complex I
Source: RefSeq, a predicted model, not a curated record